AUGUCGAUUUCUGUGUCCGUAUUAACAUUAAUGGCUAUUUCAAUUGAACGUUAUCAAGCUAUUGUUUAUCCAUUAAAAUUUACUGGAACAAAACAACGUGCAAGAAUUUUAAUUAUAUCUAUUUGGAUACUUUCAAUAUUACUUGUUCUUCCAGAUGCUGUUAUGAUGACACUCAGUCAACAAUUUGGUGAUCGAAUACAAACAAUAUAUUUAACAUAUUGUCAAUGGCAUUCUCAUCCAUUAUUUGAUCUUCUCUAUCAAUUACACAUAUCACUUUGUUUAUUUAUUAUUCCACUUUGUCUAAUGGUAUAUACAUAUACUGGUGUUGCACGUGUUCUUUGGGGUUCAUUACCAAGUGAACGAGUAAAUCAUAAUGAAAAUUUUACAAGAAAUUCCAAUGUAUUAACAUAUUCAGAUGAUUCUCAUACUAGUAGUGCAGUGAGUUCAACAAAAUCAUCGAAUUUAAUUGUUCAAGAAAAUCGACAAAAAGCAGCAAAAAUGCUUAUAUCUGUUGUAAUUAUUUUUGCUAUUUGCUUUAUUCCAGUACAUGUUUUUAAUUUAUUCAGAUAUAUUUAUGUUUAUUUGGAAUAUGUUAAACAUCCAACAACAACUAACGAUAGUCUCAAUGAAAAUUUCGGAUGUUUUGAACCUACAACAGUUCAUCUUGUUCGUACAGAUACAAUAAAAAUUAUUACAAUUAGUGCGUUAAUUUCUCAUUUUCUUCCUUAUUUCAAUUCAUCAAUCAAUCCAAUUAUAUAUAAUAUUAUGAGUGAUAAAUUUCGUCUUAAAUUUCGUGAGCUAUUUACAUCUUGCUGUUGGUGUUGUACUUGUUGUUGCUGUUGUUCUUCGAAAACAGUUGCAAGAAUGAAAUCAACAUCAUCAACAAUGAUACAAUAUAGAACAUCAGGCACUAUACAUCAUUCAUCAAAUUCAAUCAUCAAUCGAUCUUCUAUGAAAAAUAAACACAUUAAAGAUUCAACGAGUAUAUUCAAUCAUUUUGGUGGACAUGAUAAAAUUAAUACUACUAAUAAUAAUAACAUUCAUUGUCGUUCAGUGAGUUCAGAUUUUGAUGGUUCAAAGGAGGCAGGUUAUCAUCCAUUUCCUGAAAUGAGUCGAUUUCUUAAUUCUAAUUCUCGCGUACAUCGACCAUCAAGUCGACCAACAUAUUCAUUUCUUGGUUAUCUUUGUAGUAUUGCUGAUGAUGAAGAACAAUUAGGUCAAUUUCUAGUUACUUUCGGUAAGCAAUAUGGACGACUGAUUAAAAAAAUAAUCAAAACUGAUUGUCCCGAUUAUAAUGAAAAACAUAAACGAACAAUGCUCAAGAUUAGACCAAAGAAUUUCUCACGAAUGGUUUUACGUAAUAUCAUUGAUCCUUAUUUUGAUUUUUAA
Molecule: messenger RNA, 1389 nt
Organism: Adineta steineri
Lineage: Eukaryota; Metazoa; Rotifera; Eurotatoria; Adinetida; Adinetidae
Source: the annotation of a GenBank genome assembly